Apaloderma vittatum (bar-tailed trogon) is the source of this 273-nucleotide messenger RNA. RefSeq names its product chemokine (C-C motif) ligand 5 (gene CCL5). The transcript has 3 exons. Gene Ontology annotation, biological process: chemokine-mediated signaling pathway; monocyte chemotaxis; neutrophil chemotaxis. The coding region runs from base 1 to 273 and encodes 90 amino acids. NCBI's taxonomy places the organism in Eukaryota, Metazoa, Chordata, Aves, Trogoniformes, Trogonidae. Gene Ontology annotation, cellular component: extracellular region. Gene Ontology annotation, molecular function: CCR chemokine receptor binding; chemokine activity. The record is from RefSeq and is a predicted model, not a curated record.
AUGAACAUCUCCGCGAUGGGCAUCUCCAUCAUCCUUGUCGCUGCCCUCUUCUCUCAGGCUUUUCCUUCUCCAAUUGGGGCUGACACAACCCUGUGCUGCUUCAACUACAGCUUGCGAAAGCUGCCCCAGAGCCAUGUGAAGGAUUAUUUCUACACCAGCAGCCUGUGCCCAAAGCCAGCAGUUGUGUUUAUCACGAGGAAGAAGCGCGAAGUCUGCGCCAACCCCGAGCAGGAGUGGGUCCAGCAGUACGUGAACGAUCUGGAGCUGAACUGA